UGUGGCAGGAUGCCAGCAAACAUGGACAAAUUAGGGUUGCGCAGGGUUUUUUAUAGUCUAUGAACAUUAGAAUCCUCGUUCAGAGGUUGUCGGUGUAUUUAUUUCGCUUGAAGGCGCAUGACGUGUUUCUAACGUUUGAACGUUAAGAGACUGUAACCAUGUCAACGGAGGAACUUCUUUCGGUAGACUAUGAAGUAUAUGGGAGGGUCCAGGGUGUGUUCUUUCGAAAAUAUACAAAGUCAGAGGGAAAGAAGCUUGGCUUGGUCGGUUGGGUGCAGAAUACUCAAGCUGGAACUGUGCAGGGGCAGCUCCAAGGCCCAGCCUCCAAAAUUAAACAGAUGCAGGAGUGGCUAAGAGCCACUGGGAGUCCACAGUCUCGAAUAAUAAAAGCAGAGUUCAAGAACGAGAAAUCAAUCGAAAAAAUGGAUUUCAGUGACUUCAAAAUUGUCCAUUAAGGGUAUCACUGAAUGAGUUAACUUAUUAACACUUCUAUUGUUAUUGUAUACUUGUUUGUUUUUAUAUUCAAGAUAAAUUAUUUGUAACGCUGAAAAUACACUCCAGUGAUGGUGUAUAUGUAUUAUGUCCAGUAAAAUAUUCCUGGCAAUAAGAUUA
Messenger RNA from Electrophorus electricus (electric eel), 612 nucleotides. RefSeq names its product acylphosphatase 1, erythrocyte (common) type (gene acyp1). The record is from RefSeq and is a predicted model, not a curated record. Lineage: Eukaryota; Metazoa; Chordata; Actinopteri; Gymnotiformes; Gymnotidae. Gene Ontology annotation, molecular function: acylphosphatase activity.